AUGUCACUGAUCCCAAGAAUCUUCGGCGAUCGAAGAAGCAGCAGCAUGUUUGAUCCAUUCUCAAUGGACGUGUUCGAUUCGUUCAAGGAACUAGGCUUCCCAGUUUCCAAUUCAGGAGAGACCUCUGCAUUUGCGAACACUCGAGUCGACUGGAAGGAAACUCCAGAAGCUCAUGUGUUCAAGGCCGAUCUUCCAGGGCUUAAAAAGGAGGAAGUGAAAGUGGAGAUCGAAGAAGAUAGGGUUCUUCAAAUUAGCGGAGAGAGGAAUGUGGAGAAAGAAGAUAAGAAUGAUAAGUGGCAUCGCGUGGAACGCAGCAGUGGGAAAUUCAUGAGAAGAUUUAGACUUCCGGAGAAUGCGAAGAUGGAUCAAGUUAAGGCUUCGAUGGAGAAUGGAGUGCUUACUGUUACUGUUCCAAAGGAACAAGUGAAGAAGCCUGAUGUCAAGUCCAUUGAGAUCUCUGGUUAA
Solanum tuberosum (potato) is the source of this 465-nucleotide messenger RNA. RefSeq names its product 17.6 kDa class I heat shock protein-like. Lineage: Eukaryota; Viridiplantae; Streptophyta; Magnoliopsida; Solanales; Solanaceae. The transcript has a single exon. The record is from RefSeq and is marked provisional. Bases 1 to 465 code for a protein of 154 amino acids.